GAUGUCAGCUAACUAAACUCUUUACAAUUAAUAAUGUUCCAAUUCAGAACAUAGAGCACAAAUAACUAAUUAUUGUGCCUGUAUUGACUGUCUAAGACCUCUAUGUCCAGAGUGCAUCUAAGAACAUUACUAAUAUCAUAUUUAAGCUAAAACACAACCUGCAAUCUAAAGUAUUCUUAAUACAAGAACUAAUUGUGAAAGAAAAAUUGCAAAAGCAAUUGAAUAAUUGAGAAAAGUAAUAAAAUAAUAUUUCAUUUAAGGAAUAUGAGUAAUGUGACAUUCAGUAGAUUUUUAAUCCUGAUGAGAUACUUAAUCAUGAAAUAUCCAGAAUGAAUGAAGCCAAAGAAUAAAUGUUUGAAAUUAUAACAAUCUUUUUUAAAUAAUAAGAAAAUCUACUCGAAACCAAAGUUAAAGAAAAUCAAUUAAAAGUUAAAUUAUAAAUUAUAUAUCCAGGUUAGAAACAUAGGAGGUAUAUUUUAAAAAAUAGAAACUGUUAUUGAAUAAUUAGAAAUUUUAAGAAAUAGUCUUCUGACUAGUUCUGAUCCUUUCUUAUAUUUUCAUAAAGCAUGUAGAUUAGAUGUUAAAUCUUUACUUGAUCGUUAUAAAUCUGAUUUAAAGAAAUCAAUUAAAUCUAAAGAAUUAGGUAAUAAUAUAAUUUAUUUAUUAGAUCCUAUAAAUGUUCAUAUUGAUGAACAUAAAUUAUUUAAUCUUAAAAAUGAAUUAAGUAAAAUUGUUAUUAUUCAUACAAAUGAUAUUGAAGAUUCAGGGGAUAAUGUUUCUGUUUUAUCUAAAAACAAAGAUUAAAGCAUUAAUUAUAGUAUACAAGGUCAUAAUGGUCCUUAAAUGAAUAAUGCUUAAAAUGAAAAUAUUCAUUUUUUAUAAAAACAAAGCAAACAAUAAAUGAGUAAUGUUGGAGAUAUUGAUGAUCCUUUAUAAGGAACUAUGACAAAUCAUGAAUUUUCUAUUGUAAGACCUAACUAUUUCCAAGGCCAAUUAAAAUUCUUACAUUUUAUGAUAAAUAGAUCAAAAAUAAUGAAGAUCGCAGAUUUAUAAACAAAACAAUGGUUGACUCUUUAAAUUGAUUAUUAAGUUCCAGCAUUUCAUAAAUCAAUAGUUACUCCUAAUGGUGAUGUCUAUAUUUCUGGAGGAUUGACUGAUUAGAAAGAUAAUAUCAAAGAAUCAAUUAUUAGAAAAUAUACAUAAGAUGGUCAGAUAUAGUAAAUUGGAAGAUUAACAUAUCCCAGAUCCUCUCAUUCAAUGGUCUAUUGUAAUCAAGCCAUAUAUUUUUUGUGUGGCUAUUUAGAUCAUAGUAAGAUUACUUCAAGUAUGGAAAAGUACAAUAUUCAGACAUAAAAAAUGGAAUUAUGUUCUCCUUGUUAUAAACCUGCUAAUUAACCAGGUUGUUGUACUUUCAAUGACAGAUAUAUUUAUAAGUUUGGUGGAAAUGAUGAAAAUGGAUAGAUCCUAUUUAUUAUUGAAAGGUAUGAUACUUUUACAAACAAAUGGGAACAUAUUAAUCCAAAAAUUGAUUCAUUGGAAUCUUCCAAAUUUUUAACUACCUUUUUAACUUCUGCUUGUGUCCAAAUUAAUUAAACUAACAUAUACGUCUUUGGUGGUUAUGAAGAAGAUGAUAAAGGAGUCUCAUUCUCAUUCCUCUUAAACGUAGGCUAAGAUAAGCAUACAAUUCAUUAAGUAAAUGUUAGACCUUUAUUAUAUCCUGAAGGAUUUUGGAACAACUAAGUAAAUACAUUUAUUUUAUAAUUAGGUGAUUAUCCAUGAUCAUAAACUAUAUGUAUUAUAAAACAUAGAGGUUGAAGGUAAUCAAAUUGAUGAAAAUAAUAGAUCCCUAUUAUGUUUUGAUGGAUAUAAAUGGAAUGAAUUAUAAUAUUAGAUUUCUUAUUGA
Molecule: messenger RNA, 1903 nt
Organism: Paramecium pentaurelia
Lineage: Eukaryota; Ciliophora; Oligohymenophorea; Peniculida; Parameciidae
Source: the annotation of a GenBank genome assembly